AUGCGCGUCAAGGAUGCCCCACGGGCACAGUGGGCACCCGCAUACUCCCCGGCUGACACGUACUGUGGCUUCCUGUCGCUGCCGACUGAACUGCGAUGUCAUAUCUACGACUAUCUCCUCGCCGAACCUCACGCGAUUACCAUCUCGGCCGGCUACACGACCGUGUUUGGUCACCGCGUACGCGACAAGGCGCGUAAAGUCGACGUGCCGGGCCUCUCACUCGAUCUUGCGCCUCUUGUACGCAGCAAUCACGAUGCCGCGCUCCUCUCGGUCGCCACACCGCCUGAGAUCGCGCUCGACACGGAGGACGCGUGGACCGGUGGCAAGCCACAGCUGCAAUUGCCAGGCCCACUUGCCCUGCUGAGGACGUGUCGCAUCGUCAACGACGAGCUAAAAGACUACAUGCGCGGAAGGAAAGCGCGUAAAGCCCUGCGAUCAAAGAACACACCGACAGCCGCGGAUGAUACCGAAGGGCUGUCUCUAUAUGUCUCGUACCCUUAUGGCGUCAUGGUGCUCAACCACCUGUAUCCGUCUCUCCUCAAACAAGCGCGAUUCGUCUACAUCUCCGGACACUACACAACCGCCAAGGAGACUGAAUUGCCGCUCAAUGCUUCCCUCGACUCCAACGCGAACCUGAGCCUCACACCACAAUCAUCCUUCGCGACAACGCCUGUACGAUCCAUGUACCGCGAAAGAUCACAUACCACGAACGGCACGCCACGCCUACGGUCGAGUCGAACGCGUCUACGUCUCGACGCCCCGCUACAGCAACAAACACCACUUGCCAAAUCCUCCAACACGUUUCCUGCGAUGGACAAGGACACAUCCUCCGCCGCCCUCGCGGCUCUCGCAGAUACACUUCGCGUCCUUUUCCCUUCCUAUUCCGCGCCGACUCCUGCCACACCAUCACCGCUCGUCUCCUUGCAAGCACGCUUUCUCUACCCUGGCGCAGAGUCAUACUCCAGCGUCUGGAGUGAUGAGUCGAGUCCUGUUAGCCACCUCUUACGCGGCAUUUGUGGCGGUAAAAUCGACAUGCAAGUGAAGCGUGGAAGCCUUGGAUGCGGUGUAUCCGUUGGCGUCAUACCGCAGGCAGACAAGCGCGUCGUGAGCACGAGCUGGGAGAACUGGCGGGUCAUCGAACAAGCGCCCGUGGGUCUGAACGGACGGCGAAUGACAGGCCGCGGCCGAGAAGUGCGGUUGAGCGACCUUGACUCGUUCCUGACUGAGGUCUAG
Molecule: messenger RNA, 1233 nt
Organism: Didymella exigua CBS 183.55
Lineage: Eukaryota; Fungi; Ascomycota; Dothideomycetes; Pleosporales; Didymellaceae
Exons: 1
Coding region: 1-1233 (410 amino acids)
Source: RefSeq, a predicted model, not a curated record